AUGUUUUAGUUUAUUAAAUAAAAUAAAUGUACGAAAUCGUUAUUGGCGUUCCAAAUUAUUUAAAAUUUGAUGGUGGAGAAGUAUUGGGUUCCUAUCAAUUUUGUCAGAUCUUCUCAAAAAUAGACAUUAAAUUCAAUCUAUCUCAUGUAAUUAAUUGAACUUAAAAAGUUGGAAAUGGAUAAUACGUAAAUAUUAUUAAUUAGAAUAUAGGUUUCUGGUUAAUCAAGUAUUAAGUUUAAAAAUAAUCCUGGCUGUAUUAGAUCUAAUUCAUCAUCAUAAUGAUGGAGGAAUUUAUGAUAAUAAUGUAUAUAGUAUAAAUAAAUUAAUCUUAAGGAAGACAUCAUCAUCAUUUUUAAAGAAAUUGAGAUAAUGA
Messenger RNA from Paramecium sonneborni, 373 nucleotides. Lineage: Eukaryota; Ciliophora; Oligohymenophorea; Peniculida; Parameciidae. The record is from the annotation of a GenBank genome assembly.